AUGCCUGGAACUUCGGGAGCGGCCUUUUACCAUUGCCGCUACUGCUGCCGUUGGAAGGUCCUCGGCGACUUCAGCUCGGAGCAACUCCUCUGGGCCGACGCGGUGCUCCCCGGCCGCGGCCGCGCCAGCCGUGACGGCCGGGGCCACCGGGCAGACCCGGUCUGCCGCAGCUGCGCCCACUUCGCCCUGAGCCUGGAGAACACCUCCACAGCGCUGGAGGAAGGGCAACGGAGCGUGUCCAGAGAGGUGAGAUAUGUAUUGAUAUUGACCUUCUGCGGGGAGUAUGAGGGAGUGCCGGAGUUCAAUGAAGACAUCUUGCGCUGCAUUCUCUCUUUCCUCACAGUCAGAGUAGCUCCCUUCGUGAGUGACCCGGGGGAUAGCUAUCGCUGUGUUGCCUGCCAGAGGGACUUUCAAAGCCUCGACAAUGUGAUGCAGCACUUGCGGACCUCUAAACGCCAUGCGCAAGUCGUACGAGAAGCCCUUGGCGACGGCCGUGCCGAAGGAAGUGCUGGAGGCUAUGUGGACGGCACAUGUCAUCCUGCGAGAAAAAAUAGCGAGGGAAGCAGCCAGCGAAUGCACGAGCCGAUUGCGUGCUGA
Molecule: messenger RNA, 597 nt
Organism: Cladocopium goreaui
Lineage: Eukaryota; Dinophyceae; Suessiales; Symbiodiniaceae
Source: the annotation of a GenBank genome assembly